ACGCUGCGCGGUAAGGAUAAGGUUGUCGUCCCUCCUCUUGUCUUCUAUACCAACGAUCGCAAGGAAGUCACCAUCAUCGUUCACUUGGGUCGAUCCUUGUGCGGCCACGAUAAGAUUGUUCACGGUGGUAUGCUUGCCACUUUGCUCGAUGAGGCUCUUGCCUGUGUCGCUAUCCCCGCCUUGCCCUUCAAUAUGGGGUUCACCGCUAACCUUAACAUUGAUUACCGACUUCCCGUCAAGGCUGAUCAGUGGGUUGUUUUGCGCGGUAAGCUCAACAACUUGGAAGGACGAAAGGCUUGGGUUGAAGCUUGGAUCGAAAGUGUGGAUGGACAACAAAAGUUCACCGAAGCCAAAUCAUUGUACAUUGCUCCCAAGGCCCCUUUCUAG
Umbelopsis ramanniana AG is the source of this 387-nucleotide messenger RNA. RefSeq lists its product as uncharacterized. The annotation marks the transcript as partial. NCBI's taxonomy places the organism in Eukaryota, Fungi, Mucoromycota, Umbelopsidomycetes, Umbelopsidales, Umbelopsidaceae. The transcript has a single exon. The record is from RefSeq and is a predicted model, not a curated record.